Acanthoscelides obtectus is the source of this 1157-nucleotide messenger RNA. Lineage: Eukaryota; Metazoa; Arthropoda; Insecta; Coleoptera; Chrysomelidae. The record is from the annotation of a GenBank genome assembly.
CGUAGGUACUGUGGAAACAGUUGAGCUCAGAUACACUGUCUCAUGUGAGAGCAAACAUUGCAAGUAGCAUAACUCGAGAAAUUCUUAUGUUCUGUGGAAACACAUCCGAGAUAAAUUUCUCAUGACAAAUAUCUCUUGAGAUUUUAGUCUCUUUAUGUACGCUUAGCUUUAGGAUAAGUUGCAUUUGCUUUUUGCAUUUGUUGUAUUAGUCAACCCUUUAGUUCAAAAUGUUGUUGAGUGAAGUUGUUUAAAGACAAGUAAAAGUAUUUGUGAAACAGGCCCCAGACUGAUAUUUUAGGAGGAUGGACCGAAAAAAUCUACAUUGACUGGUAGUGACCUUAAAAGAGAGACUGAUGAGAUUUUGAAUACUAUCUUACCGCCUCGAGAAUGGGAAGAAGAUGGACAGCAAUGGCGACAGAGUGUGUCUACCACACCUGCUACAAGAUUGGAUGUGGUCAAUUUACAAGAACAACUGGAUAUGAGGUUACAACAGAGACAGGCAAGAGAAACUGGAAUUUGCCCUAUACGUAGAGAGCUGUAUACACAAUGUUUUGAUGAACUAAUUCGUCAAGUUACAAUAAAUUGCGCAGAACGAGGACUUUUGCUACUUAGAGUUCGAGAUGAAAUGAAAAUGACGAUUGAAGCAUUCCAGGCGCUGUACUGUAGUAGUGUUGCCUUUGGUAUGAGGAAAGCGUUGCAAGCAGAACAAGGUAAAUCAGAUCUCUUCCAGGCCGUAGAGAUUCUCAAAAAUGAAAAGCAAGACUUAGAACAACAAAUUACGGAACUGAAGCAACGAGCUGAACAGGCUGAUAGAAGAGCUGCCGAAACUAGACUGGCUGAAGAAAGAAAACAUACGGAAGAAAUUGCUUUCUUGAAGAAAGCUAAUCAACAGCUUAAGGCUCAACUGGAAGGAAUAAUCACCCCGAAGAAAUAAAACACCAGCUAAAAACGUAUAUAUUUAUUAAAAUUUAAGUCUCUUGUUCCAAAGCACUUCAGUUAUAUUGUCCUUACAUAACGCUAGGAAACCCUAGGCAGCCAAAUACAGUGUAAAAUUCAUAAUAAUAAAAAAUAUGACAGCUGCCAGUAUUUUCCGAAUAGAGAUAUUAUACUAAAGCCUUGGAUAAAAACAUUCAUAUACAUCGACAUUGUUCAAUAAA